This is a messenger RNA of Syzygium oleosum, 2243 nucleotides long. Its product is annotated as scarecrow-like protein 13. The transcript is spliced from 2 exons. Gene Ontology annotation, biological process: regulation of DNA-templated transcription. The record is from RefSeq and is a predicted model, not a curated record. The coding region runs from base 410 to 1939 and encodes 509 amino acids. Gene Ontology annotation, cellular component: nucleus. Gene Ontology annotation, molecular function: DNA-binding transcription factor activity; sequence-specific DNA binding. NCBI's taxonomy places the organism in Eukaryota, Viridiplantae, Streptophyta, Magnoliopsida, Myrtales, Myrtaceae.
AAAACUGCCAUCGCCAUGCUUCCUCUCCGACAUCAAGGAACCAAGACAGUCUUCGUUGGACAGGUGCUCUCCAGGAAGACUGCUUAGAAGUUCUCCUUCAGCUAAAGAUAUUAUUGGAUCUGUAAGCGAUUGGUCUUGUGGUCUCUGCUAAUCAUCGUGUUGCAUCGAAAGCUUAGUGGGUCUCCUGAUUGCUCUCGUAGAAUCGCAGGGGUCAUUGCACGUUAGUCAUUUUCCAAUCAGUGAUUCAUCCCAGUCUGCGGAACACAACUCUCAGCUCGGGCUGAGUGUCCACUGGUGUUAUAUCCAGAUGCCAAGUUUUCAGAAGCACCAUGAUUCAGCGAAUGUCAUCAGUUUUUAUCAGCAGCCUGUGCAAAUGAUCGAACCGUGUUAUUUGUCCAACUACUAGCUCAUGGACAGCAGCAUGAACAAAGGUUUGGUCAGCCAUGGAUCUGACGCGUCGUUCCAGACCUACGGCGAACAAAUUUUCACCCUCGAUUCUUCCACAUCAGCUUCUGGCUUUGUUUCCUAUGAUUCUGCUUCCAAUGUCAGCACCUCGCCUGGGACUACCUUUGUGAAGUCCUUUCUCUCGGAUCAACGUCUUUAUGUUGAAAAUUUGUCCGGGUCGCCAUUAAGCGUCUCUUCCAUUGCUGACUAUGGCAAUGAUUUCCAAGACAAAUUGAGGGAAUUGAAGAUGUCAUUGUUGGGACCGGAAUCAGAUAUCAGCGAUUACCAGAGUUGUUGCUUUAACAACGACUCCCACAAUAUUUUUCCCACAUCAAUGUGGCAUUCGAACCGAGUUAGAGAUAUGGCGCCUAAACCUGACCUGAAACAAGUGGUAAUUGCCUGUGCAAGAGCAAUCUCUGAUGCUGAUGCUUCUAAUGCAGCAGGUCUAAUGGAUAUGCUGGAGCAAAUGGUGUCGGUUUUGGGCGAUCCAGUUCAGCGCCUUGGUGCUUACCUCUUGGAAGGGCUUAGGGCGAAAUUGGAAUUUUCCGGGAGCAGAAUUUACCGAAGGCUCAGGCGCAAAGAACCUACGAGCUUGGAAUUGAUGACUUCCAUGCAUUUUCUCUAUGAGAUCUGCUCCUACUGGAAGUUUGCAUAUGUGUCCGCUAAUGCCGUCAUCACCAAAGCCAUGGAAAACGAACAGAGAAUUCACAUCGUCGAUUUCCUGAUCGCGCAGGGCAGCCAGUGGAUUCCUUUCAUCCAGGCCCUUGCGCAGAGGCCUGGUGGACCCCCGCUCCUCCGCAUCACCGGCAUUGACGAUUCUGAUUCAGCUCAUGCUCGUGGCGCGGGGCUGGAGAUUGUAGGCCAGAAGCUUUUGUCUAUUGCAGAGUCAUGUAACGUGCCGUUCGAGUUCCACGACGCAGCCGUUUCUUCAUCUGAGGUUGAGCUACAGAACCUUAUGAUUCAGCCCGGGGAAGCCUUGGCAGUGAACUUUCCUUACAUAUUACAUCACAUACCCGAUGAGAGCGUGAGCACUCAGAAUCACCGAGACCGGGUGUUGAGACUGAUCAAGAGCUUGUCGCCGAGAGUGGUGACUGUCGUGGAGCAAGAAUCCAACACCAACACAUCCUCAUUCCUUCCGAGGUUCGUUGAGACAUUCGACUAUUACAAGGCCAUGUUUGAGUCCAUCGACGUGGCUCGGUCGAGGGACGACAAGCAGCGGAUCAGCGCAGAGCAGAACUGUGUGGCCCGGGACAUUGUGAACAUGAUAGCCUGCGAGGGGCCAGAGAGGAUGGAAAGGCAGGAGUCUUUUGGCAAAUGGAGGUCGAGGUUUCAAAUGGCCGGCUUCAAUCAGUUACCGCUGAACGCAUCGGUUACUCGUGCUGUACUCGACAUGCUGAAGCAGUAUCAUGGGAAUUAUAGAAUCGAGGAGAGAGAGGGGGCUCUAUAUCUCGGCUGGAUCCGUAAAGCUAUGUCGACUUCAUCGGCUUGGAGGUGAAUCUUGACAUUUUGUGCUAGUUGGUGGCUUUGUAAAUUUUGCUGUUAACACUGUAGUUGCUCCAACCCAUAUGAGGAGGAAUGUUGUCUAGAUAUAUACUUUGAUUGAGUGCUCACAAUUCAUAGGGCACUAGUGCACAACAUCGAUUUGCGUUUCUUGUUUUUGCCAUUUUCUUUGUUCCUCGCUCUCUGGGAUUGCGAACUUCGUAAAUGUCCACACGACAAAAGGAGCAGGGUAGCAUGGUUUGUCUGCAAUUUUGUACACAGCUUAGUAUAUAAUAAAGAAAAGCUUGUUCGAAGUCCAA